AUGUGGGAAGUAUGGUAAAUACAAGAAUGGAAGCUAGAUUAGAUGUUGUCGACAAAACGCUGCAGGACUUAAUCCAAGACCGGGACAAACAGGAAAAUCAGUCUCAUGAGCGCUUCCAGCGUUUGGAGGACAUGAUUAGAGGUUUAGCAACCAUGGUUGAAACACUGUCUUGUAGUGCUACAAAGGGUGAAACUGCUUCAGUGAUCAAUGUUGGUCAAGGGUCACGUUGGGAAGAAGAGUCUAGUCAGCAUUUGUCUUCCUCCAAAUGGAGAAAACUGGACAUUCCAGUUUUUGCAGGGGCGGAGGCGUAUGGUUGGACUAACCGUCUUGAACGUUAUUUUCGAUUGAAGGAAGUCCGUGAGGAGGAACGCAUGCAGGCGGUCAUAGUUGCUUUGGAAGGAAGGGCCUUAAAUUGGUUUCAGUGGUGGGAAACUUGCAAUCCUAAUCCUACGUGGGACGCAUUCAAGAUGGCAGUUGUUCGCCGUUGAAACACGAU
Vigna radiata var. radiata (mung bean) is the source of this 496-nucleotide messenger RNA. RefSeq lists its product as uncharacterized. The coding region runs from base 12 to 488 and encodes 158 amino acids. Lineage: Eukaryota; Viridiplantae; Streptophyta; Magnoliopsida; Fabales; Fabaceae. The record is from RefSeq and is a predicted model, not a curated record. The transcript has a single exon.